Molecule: messenger RNA, 1934 nt
Organism: Alligator mississippiensis (American alligator)
Lineage: Eukaryota; Metazoa; Chordata; Crocodylia; Alligatoridae
Gene: ADAP2
Product: ArfGAP with dual PH domains 2
Exons: 11
Coding region: 170-1270 (366 amino acids)
Biological process (GO): positive regulation of GTPase activity
Cellular component (GO): plasma membrane; intracellular membrane-bounded organelle
Molecular function (GO): GTPase activator activity; phosphatidylinositol bisphosphate binding
Source: RefSeq, a predicted model, not a curated record
CCUGAGAGGGAGGUUCCGGGUCUGGUUCUGAGGCCGCGGCCAUGAGGGGGCUGAGGCGUGUGGGCUGCGGUCUCCUUCUCCCGCCCCCUUCCCUUCCCCUUCCCCCUCCCCCUCCCCCUCCCCCUCCCGCCCGCCUGCCCGCCCGGGGCGGUUCCUCCUUCCCCGUGGGAUGGAGCGCGACAGCGGCAGGACGGGGCUGCUGGGGCUGCUGCGGGCGAGCGGCGCCGGCAACACCCGCUGCGCCGACUGCGGGGCGCCAGAUCCUGAAUGGGCCUCUUACACACUCGGAGUAUUCAUCUGUUUAAAUUGCUCUGGGAUUCAUCGCAACCUUCCUGAAAUCAGCAGGGUCAAAUCCCUCCGGCUUGACUUCUGGGAGCAUGAUCUUGUCGAGUUUAUGAAGAAGCAUGGGAAUCUCUGUGCAAAGGCUAUCUAUGAGGCAGAAGUCCCUCCUUUCUAUUAUGUUCCCCAGUCUAAAGACUGCCUGGUUUUAAGAGAACAAUGGAUCAGAGCUAAGUAUGAGCGGAAAGAAUUCGUUGCCACAAGCAUCAGCCAUGACGCAUGUACCUCAGGCAGCCGUGAAGGAUUUCUGUGGAAGCGUGGGCGGGAUAGCAAGCAAUUCCUCCCAAGGCAAUUCAUCCUGUCAGCAAGAGAUGGGGUGCUGAAAUACUACACCAAAGAGUCAAAAGGUCCAAAAGCUGUGAUUAGCAUUAAAGAUCUGAAUGCAAUGUUCCAGACAGAGAAAAUCCAAAACUCCCAUGGGCUGCAGAUCACAUACAGUGAGGGUGGUCAGACAAGGAACCUUUUCGUCUAUCAUGAGAGUGGAAAGGAAAUUGUUGACUGGUUCAAUGCCAUUCGGGCAGCGCGUUUCCAUUAUCUUAGAACCACCUUCCCCACUGCCCCUGAGUCUGAGCUUGUACCCAAAAUUACGAGGAGUUAUUUCAAAGAAGGUUACAUGGAGAAAACUGGACCAACGCACAAGGAGGUCUUCAAGAAGCGCUGGUUUAGCUUGGAUUCACAGGAGAGGAAUCUGAUCUACUUUAAAGACCCAUUGGAUGCCUUUGAAACGGGCCGAGUGAUUAUUGGAAGCAAAGAGCAUGGGUACGAAGUCCGGGCCAGCUUGCCCAGAGGAGUCAAAGGAAGGAGGUGGAAAGCUGGACUCACCAUAGUCACACCAAAAAGGGAGUUUGUAUUUGCAUGCGAGAAUGACAGGGAGCAGAAGGAGUGGAUGGAGGCUUUGAAUGAAAUAAUUUCCCAGCCCAUGACUGCCUAAGAAGCCAAUUUCAGGCAGCGCUGACAGCCAGUCAAGUUGCAUUUGAUAUAUCAGUUGAGAGGAAAGAUAAACUACGAUAAACUGAAAGAUGCUGGUUUUUGCUGUUGUCUUCUCUCAGAUGUAAGAAGGAUUCCAGUUUCAGGACAUAUUCGUUCCUUGGACUCUCUACUGAGACUGUUUAGCUCACAAGAGCAAUGGUGAUUGUAGGUAUGACCUCCUGCACUCCAAGAACCAGCCUGAGACAACCGACCUUACUUCCUGUGGGGCAUCAGCAGCUGUUACAUUAUAUUACAGCCUUUCAGCCACUUCUUACAUGGACUGCAUGAAGCCAGUAACCAAGAGAUGAUGGGUUGUGUAUUCUGGGGUCAGGAUCCACUGGGUGCCAUUUUCAGGAGUGCCUAGCACUGGCCUCAUUGAACUUUGCUCUCGUUGAAGUCAGUGCAGCUUUUACCAUUGACUUCAGGAGGAAAAUGAGGCAUGAGCUGAACACCUGGACUUAUUAAGAGGUGCUGAGUAGCUGCAACUCCUCUUGGCUUCACUGGAUUUCUCACCUUCUCUCAGGACAUGAACUUUUUAUUACAAACCAGUCUCAGGUCCUUUGCUGUUUGUAUUUCUGAUAACAUAAAUCCCAAGUUCUGUAAAAAUAAAAGAUAGUUUUACCUUA